Messenger RNA from Melanotaenia boesemani (Boeseman's rainbowfish), 3906 nucleotides. RefSeq names its product protein FAM83G (gene sack1gb). The record is from RefSeq and is a predicted model, not a curated record. Bases 741 to 3269 code for a protein of 842 amino acids. The transcript has 5 exons. Lineage: Eukaryota; Metazoa; Chordata; Actinopteri; Atheriniformes; Melanotaeniidae.
CACACUUCUUCUACGAAGUUCGUGUGGUUUGAAGUAAGUUUAGACCGCUGGAAACUCGGACAAGGUGAGAGUGGAGACGUACUCGUGCCACGUUUGUGAAGCUGACGACUCUGAACAGUCGCCCGAACAUCUGUGAACCUCUGCCGUCAGACUGAAAGGCUCCGAGUGAUAAAGAUGGGAACUGACUCGUCAGCGCAAAAGUUGACUGAAUCACACACGGUUUCAUCAUGUUUAAAGGAGAAUUGACGACUUCUUGCUUUGUUUAAAGUACGAGUUCCGCUUUGGACUGGCUUACUGGCAGACAGACACACAUGCUUACUCAUCCACUCCCCGACAGCUGCUUGCCUGCCUCCAUGACGGCGGAGCCCUGAGGCUGGAGGAGUUGAGUCGGGCCGCCGUCGGGGUUAUCCGGCCCCUGUCAGGUGAAAGGCGUGGCGUUGGGCGGGUGAGCUUUGUUCAAACUACACCUGAAAGAAAGAUUUAGUAACCCGAGAUCUGGGCCGAGUUGGAACCUGUGUUAGAGGGAAGUGGUAGCGGAAUAUUUCCCUUAUGAAAACCCUUUCCACUAAACGGAUCCGUUUAUUAGUCUAUGUCACGAGCCCAGGUCACGAGGAUAUUGUAUGGACCGUAAUGACAUAUCACACCUUUUCGAGGCUUGACCCUUCGGACCAACAAGUGGAAACUGGGUCAGAGCGGUGUCAGUACUUAACCGUUUAUUGACCGGCGCUCAAACUGGGGCAAUGGCUUUGUCUCAGAUCCAGUGUCUGGACGAACACCACGUCAACUGGCGCGUGAGCGAAAGUAAACCAGAGUUUUUCUACAGCGAGGACCAACGGCUGGCGGUUGAGGCUCUCAUCACCAAGGGCCGCGACGCGUUCACGGACUACAUCCGUCAGAAUGGUGUCCGGGAGUUUCUCUCAGAACCGGAGCUUGAGCGUAUUGCACACAUGGCAGAGGCCUAUCGGCCUGGGUUCGAGCAUCACCAGAAACCAGAUACGCCCGGCCCAGGGAGCACUGCUCCGGGAUCCGGGGAAGAGGCUGAAGACGGCGAGGUGUCGCUCGAGUACUGGCCAGACCGGUCUGAGGCCUCUGUGGCGGAGCUGGACCUAGGGUGGCCUGAAGCCAUCUCUUACAGGGGGGUCACGCGCGUGACCGUCCACACGCAGCCUCCAGCAGACGGACACACGCACAUCAAAGAAGUGGUGCGCAAGAGCAUUGCAGCAGCGCAGAAGGUGAUAGCUGUGGUGAUGGAUGCAUUUACAGAUGUGGAUAUCUUUCGAGACCUGCUGGACGCAUCCUACAAACGCAAAAUUCCUGUGUAUAUAAUUAUUGACAUAGCUGCAGUCCCCAGCUUUCUUUCCAUGUGUGGCAGAGCUGAUAUGCACCGUGGCCACCUAAAGAAUCUACGAGUGCGAUGCUGUGGAGGCUUGGAGUUCUUGACGCGAUCGGCACAGAAGGUUCGUGGAUCUUUGAGCCAGAAGUUUCUCCUGGUGGAUGGAGAUAGAGCCAUCUCUGGUUCGUACAGUUACACUUGGUCCUCGUCUCGUUUGGAUCGGAACCUCAUCACCGUGAUCACAGGACAGGCUGUGGAGACCUUCGAUGUGCAGUUUCGUGACCUAUACUUUAUGUCCAGAGGUCUGUCUCUUAAUAAAGUUCCCAUGGUGGACGAGCCAGCGCCUGACCCAGUGCCUCAGAUGGCACCAGCUCCUGUCCCAGCUUCUGUUGCAAGGAAACUCAUCAAUCCCAAGUAUGCACUUGUUGUCACUGGAACUCACACAAGUCCCACCUCCUCUGACCAGAACUCCAGCAACAAGAACUCAAACCCCCAGAAUCCUGCUGGGCUGAAAGUGAUAAAAGGAAGGUUGAAGGAGGUUAUUGUAGAGUCACCCAUACAUCCAGGGUUAGCCAAUCUGGAGAAAGCAUACUUGAUCCCAUACCUGCCCACUUGGCCAGAGCCAGACCCACCAAGUGAUGUGAUUGGCUUUAUCAAUAUUAGAGAUGAAAAGAGAGCCAAUCAGGUUCACUUACAGAGGUCAGAAAGGUUUGAGGUUAGUCAGGCUAUACGGUUUAGCUCACCACUGGCAGUAACAGCCCAGGCUGAGGAACCUGCUUCAAGUCAGGGGACAGCAGUUGAAAAAUCAUCUGGGAACUCAAGCCCAAAAGCUUCUACUCCCACGAGUCCCGCCAAACUGCUCAAGCCACACACCGCUCCAAACAAAGACCAAACUGAUUCCACAGAGUCCCCUCAACAGCCCAACACCCCUCCAGCACAGGACACCAGCAAAUCAAAUGCACACACUUCUGUUCCACAAAUCAAAGUUACUGCUGAUUCACAGCCUACAGACAAUGUUAUUCAAACCCCAGAAACACAACCUGCAGCACCUCCUGUACCUAAACGGCGUACGCUGCAAUUAGUCAUAGACCCUGCCCUGCGUGAACAGCCUAGUGAAGCCCAUGUAACUCUGGUAAAAAUGGACCAACCACAAAUUCUAAUCAAAGAGCCAUCGCAGAAGGAGAAGACACCAGGCCGUGGUCGCCUAACAUCAAUGAAAGAUGGUGGUGACUCUGGAAGUAAUGAAGAAGGCAGCCAAGACAGCACGAAAGUCAUGUGUGACCGAGCAGGCAAUGAAGACCCCUCAAGUGCGUCCACAGCAUCAGAGGAGGAGUUUUAUGAUUGUCCACAGCAGGAAUCAAAUGACCCAUUAACCAAUGGUGUACAGACAGGAUCAGGUCGAGGUCAUCGUCAAGGAGAUGGGCUCAACAUGAUGGCCCGCCUUUCUCAGAGUAUGCUAGAGUUGCGGGAGCCCAGCCAAUUAGAAGACAGCAUUUCGCUCAUACGUCAAUCACAGCAGCUGCGCAGACAGGGACACCCGUCCCCACACAGACACAUAGGACAGCUGUUCCAAAUCUCAAGAUCUCCAGGUCGGGAUGCGAGACUAAAGGGGCCCAAAGUCAUCAUUGCUAAACCAGGGAGUUUUCAUCGCCCUGCUCGAGCAGCUGGUCUUGUGAUAGGAGGACAUCGUUACUGGCAGGGCCAAACGUCGCAGCCUGAUUCAGCCCGUCUGCAGGUAGAAACCCGCUCUGGACGGUCACCACGACGACACAGCCCAGGCUACAGGAAGACAGAUCACGUGUCACCACAGCCGCCAGCCGGCCCGUCAGGCUUAUUCGGAGUGCCUCUGUCAAAACUCAGCAACUUUCGAAACAUGAGAGCGCGAGGAGGAGCGUCUCAGAAGAAAGUGUCUCAGAAUAAUAAGGCUGCCAGGUAGAACUGUGCAGGUAUACAUGGGUGGUCCUUCUCUGAGACUGGUGACACUUUGGAAUUUUUUAAUCUUCUUUCUGAUUUGAAACCCUGCGUCACAACAAACAUUAAAAGUCUAUGUAUGAUAAUGGAUUUUACAAACAUGCUGAAGAGUGUAUGAGAAAACAACUUCUAAUAGGGAUAUGUCAGCUGAUUUGUGUUUACAAACGCAUAAACGGGAUGACACGGAUACCUUCUAUUUGUUUAGUAGGAUAUGUUGCAGAUGGCAGUUUUAACAGAUGUGGUACAGUGUUUUUUAAGUUCUUGUGUUCUAUGCCGUCUGUUAAACAAUAUUUAGAUCAAACAUCUCUAAAUUACCUCAGCUGCUUUCCUUACUUUUACACGGUUGUGUAAUGUUUGUACAAGUCCAGCACACACGGAUGUAACAUAUCUAAGAUAUUAAGAUCCGUUGAUACAAAUCAAACUUUAGUACUGACAGCACUGUGUGGUUACAGGUGGUGAGAGGACAGGGCUACCCUGUUGGUUUCUUUCAAUAAUUGUCAGAAGUUGUUGAUUACUUGCACAGAUGUAAAAAUGUGCAGCUGUUAAGCACUGUCUUGGGACCAAAACUGAAUGUUUUAAAUAAAAAAGUAAGACUUUCUGAA